Molecule: messenger RNA, 1454 nt
Organism: Micropterus salmoides (largemouth bass)
Lineage: Eukaryota; Metazoa; Chordata; Actinopteri; Centrarchiformes; Centrarchidae
Gene: bpnt1
Product: bisphosphate nucleotidase 1
Exons: 10
Coding region: 310-1323 (337 amino acids)
Biological process (GO): phosphatidylinositol phosphate biosynthetic process
Molecular function (GO): 3'(2'),5'-bisphosphate nucleotidase activity
Source: RefSeq, a predicted model, not a curated record
UUAAAAGACGUUAGACUGGUAGAUUUGAUAGUUUUUGUUUUAGCUAGGACCAAAAUAACUGACACACUUUUUUUAAGCUCACUACCAUAUUCAAGCCGGGUUAAGCUUCCUUCUUUUUAUGCGUGUUAAACGUUAGUUAGCAGAUGUUACAUAAUGACCUGCCGUCUUGCUUGCUGCGGUAACUAUCUUGACAUAUUUUUCAAGGGGUUAAAAGUGUUGCACUUCCUGUAUCUCUACCUCUAAUUCAAGUUGUUGUCGUACCCGUGAAACCUGUUUGGUGGCCACCUGUCUGUGUUCGCAUCAAUAAGAAUGUCUGGAAAUCCUGCUGUGGUUAUGCGGCUGGUGGCCUCUGCCUACACUGUGGCUGAAAAGGCCGGGGCCAUUGUGAGGAAUGUCCUUCACAGUGGUGAACUGGGCAUAGUGGAAAAAACCAGAGCUAAUGAUCUGCAGACACUGGCAGACAGACUGGCACAGCAGAGCAUUUGCGCAUCACUGUCCAGAUGUUUCCCCAAAAUCACAAUCAUUGGAGAGGAGGAGCUUCCAGAGGAGGAGAUAAGGGAAGAUCUCAUUGAGAAUGGCCACUCAGAGGAAAUCCUUCAGAAGACAUGUCCUGCAGAAUAUAGCGGGCUGAAAGAGGAGGAGCUAGUUGUGUGGGUUGAUCCCCUCGAUGGCACAAAGGAAUACACUGAAGCAUCGAGGUGUCUACGUUACCAAACUGAGGCCCAGAUGCCACACAAAGGGUCGGAUUCCUCUCAGCCUUACAGCACAGCUCUCUGGCUCCUGGAUAAUGUGACUGUGCUUAUUGGUAUUGCAUACGGAGGCAAAGCUAUUGCAGGUGUGAUCAACCAGCCUUUCUACAACUAUCAGCUCGGAGCAGGAGCAGAUUUGGGAAGAACCAUGUGGGGGAUGCUGGGGUUGGGCGCCUUUGGAUUUCAGCUGCAGGAAGUUCCAGGUGAUAAGCGUAUCGUCACCACUACACGUUCUCAUAGCAACAAGCUGGUAACAGACUGUGUGGACGCCAUGGAGCCUCAUGAAGUUGUAAGAGUGGGUGGCGCUGGAAACAAGAUAAUCCAGCUGGUUGAAGGAAAGGCUUCUGCUUACGUCUUCGCCAGUCCAGGGUGCAAGAAGUGGGACACCUGCGCUCCAGAAGCCAUUCUGCAGGCUGUUGGGGGUAAACUAACUGACAUGCAUGGCAAUGCAUACUGCUACAACGCUAAUGUAAAGCACAUGAAUUCUGCUGGCAUUCUUGCUACACUACGCAACCACGAGUACUACAUCAGCAGAGUACCACAGUCUGUGCUGCAAGCCCUCAAGUCAGAAUGAGUUCUGUCUUCAGACUUUACACUAAUGUCCCUCUGUGGUUCACAGACUCAACACUUAAAAUGCAUCCAGAGGAGAGUUCCUGGACACACAAUGUUGUAAAAUAUACAUGUUCAUGAAGUCUCAUUGAACAU